Amoebophrya sp. A120 is the source of this 2856-nucleotide messenger RNA. NCBI's taxonomy places the organism in Eukaryota, Dinophyceae, Syndiniales, Amoebophryaceae. The record is from the annotation of a GenBank genome assembly.
AGAAAAACAACCUGCUGGAUCGAGUUUGAGUUCCGCCGCUUGCCCUCCUAAAAAAAACAAUGGUUGCGUAUUGUGGAAAAAAGUAGCAUUCGCUCAAUUGUCAUAUGCUGAAGAAAAGAAAACUCAUGGCGGUGGAAAAGGAACUGAGCGCUGACGCCGCGACCACCAGCGAUGCGGGGCAGGCGCAGCUGUGGGCGUACAAGGACAAGCUCAGUGCGGAGGAAAAACAAUCGCUGCAGGAGCAGAUUUCCGCGCUCGAUCUGAAGCAGCUCAACGCGCUGUUUCUAACCGCCACGAAGAAGCACUUUGGAACGGGAAUAAAGGAUGAGGAACGAGGCUCAUUACUACCCGAGGAAGAUGAACUCUCGCCUCCGACAAAAGUGCAAACGCUGGAAACCCUGGAUCCAGCUGAAGUCAAACGCCUCGAGGGGCUAGGUGAGGUGUUUUUCUUGGGAAAGUUUGCUCCACAUUGUUUUUCUUGUGAAACUGCAGGGCUGCAUAGUACAUGGUAGUAUUCGACGUGUUGCAGUUUUCAUGCAACGCGAGCAAGCUUCUAAAAACAGUAUGAUCUUCCCAUUGUCCAGAUCCUCAUCCUUUGCAGAUUCAUUGGUUUCAUCCAACCCACUUCCAGGUCGCACUGCCAUUUCCGGCGGCAAAGUUGCGGCCCUCUGUCUCGGCGGCGGCGCUGGCACCCGGUUGGGGAUCGACGGGCCAAAGGGCCUUUUCCACCUACCGCAGCUUCCCUCCAGAAAAUGUCUGUUCCAGCUCUUCGCCGAGAGGAUCAAACGAUUGAAAAAGCUCUGCAACGCGACCACCCUCCCGUUUGUCAUCAUGACCAGCCCGCUGAACCACAAGGCGACCACGAAAUUUUUCGCCGAAAACUCCUACUUCGGACUGCCACCAAACGAGUGUUUGUUCUUCCCGCAGGGCACGCUCCCCGCGUUCGACUACGAAGGGAAAAUCCUGUUAGAAACGCGGUCGACCAUUUCCCUCAGCCCCGACGGGAACGGCGGUGUUUACCCGGCCUUGGAGAGAUCCGGGGUGCUGUCCAAGUUGAAGUCCUUCGGGAUCGACUACCUGCACCUCUUCGGCGUCGACAACAUCCUCGUCCGCCCCGCGUAUCAUUUGUGAAAACGUCCCCACCCCAUAGUUGUCAUCCAAUUCUGCAUGCCAAAAAAGUCUCUCAUGCGGAGCCCCAUGAGAAGCAUUUUCUGGUCGUGUUUUGGAAUUUGUGAUGCUAUAAUCAGCAAAAUAUGCUAGAUCUGUGAUGCUUCUGAACUACCAAAAGAGGAUUAUACUACAAGGACAAACUUGCCAUGCGAAACAACCAAAGACGGCUAAUUUGUCUAGCGGACUUGACUCUGGUGUGGGGACGUUUUUACUUAGGAUACCGCGGACCCCCGGUUUAUCGGCUACCUGAUCGACCAGAAGGCGGAAGUGGGGAACAAGUCCGUGUUAUGAAUUGCAAAAAUGUCUGGGUCUGGAAGAUUGCGAGACUUGUCAUGCUGAUCUGGCAUGGCCCUUAAAUCUGUGUAUGUAGCGCUUAGGGCCCUUCCGUACGGCCAUUUGUAUGUCCCGCAACGGGGAGGUUCGCCUAAGUCGGUCACUUGUAUGCGAGGCGUUGGGUUACCCGGUCGGCAGAGCCGAUCCACAACGAACGAACGUGGCCACAAACAGCCUCUCUCGCCUGUCAUGCAAAAACACAGUUUCUCACGCGGAAGACGCAGCAGGGAAGCACGAAAAAGCUUGUCAUGCUUGGCGGCGCAUUACGAUGCAUUUGUUAUUGACUGUCUUGCAUCACAAGUUUCCAGACCCAGACAUUUUUGCAUUUGAUACGUGUGGAAGGCCGAUCCGGAGGAGAAGGUCGGGGUGAUCGCGAAGAGAGCGGACAAGUACUGCGUCGUGGAGUACAGCGAACUCUCCGGGAAGCACAAGAAUCUCCGGGACGAAAACAGCAACGCACUGUUGUUCGGCGCGGGUAACAUCUGCAACCACUUGUUCAAGUUGGAUUUUUUGGAGCAAACGGUUUUGCCCAACAUGGAGAACAGCUACCACGUGGCGGAAAAGAAAAUACCGGUCGCGGACGAUGGAAACGAGGGGAAAACGUCGAAAAAGCCGGAGAAGAACAACGGGAUAAAACUGGAAACCUUUGUGUUCGACGUGUUCCCCUUGACGGACAGAAUGGCGAUUUUGGAAUGCAAACGCGACGAAGAGUUCGCGCCGAUCAAAAACGCGGAGGGCACGGACUCACCCGCGACGGCGUGGUAUCAAAUGCAAAAAUGUCUGGGUCUGGAAGAAUGCAACUUGUGAUGCUAUUUUUGGAAUCCAAAAAAAUCUGUAUUGCAUGAGCAGCAAAGGGAGUCGAUUUUUGCUACGUGGAGAGGGGAUUUGUCAUGCUGAGCAGGCAUCAAGAUGCCAUCAAAAAAUCAGUGACGCUAGGGCAUGCAUCACAGACAUCAUGGCUCAUGCAAAAUGUGCAUGACAAGCUCCGAGUCUUCCAGACCCAGACAUUUUUGCACUUGAUACGUGGGACAUGAUAUCAAAAUUGCACAAAUCCUGGGUCGAGGCCGCGGGCGGGAAGUGCGAGGGUUCGGUGGAGGUGUCGCCGUUGGUCUCCUAUUCUGGGGAGGGCUUGGAGGACCUUGUAAAAGGGAAGACGUUCCCUGAUGGGGCGGAGAUAAAGUGAACAUUUAGUACGAGGUAGCAGUGCUAAUUACAGCUUGUGAAUCAAUGUAUCAUGCAGCGCCGGAUUUUCAUUUUGGUUUUGGUCAAAUGAUUUUCUCAAGGACCAAGGUUCAGACAGGGACAGCGCUGCAAAGACGAUAUCUUUUGCAGGGAGAUAAUCAUGGUCAUGAU